ACGGAGGCUCGAAGAGAGGAAGCAAGGCAGUUGGAACAGAGAAGGCUGGAAAAUGAACGGAGACAAAAGGAGGCUGAAGAAAGGCUGCGCAUACUGCAAGAAAAAAGACGAGAAGAAGAGAGAAGGCGAGCGAAGUAUCAACAACAGGGGCAACGAGAGAUACAACAAGAAGAAGCGAGAAAGAUAGAAGCAGAGGAAAGGCGCUUGCGUUUGGAGAUCGAACUGUGCCUCCGUCGAGCUGCGCUGUUUGACUACAAAUUUGGGAACAAGAUCAAACUGGAUAGUUUUAAAGGCCUGGCAAUAGAUGAUGUGAAACAACUCAGAAUCGGUGUGUUCGGACCUACUGGAUCGGGCAAGAGCUCCUUUAUCAACACGUGUGAACGAGCCGUGAGGCAGACAGAUAAAGGCACAGCUCCUGACAGCACCACAGGUCAAGUAGGAACCAUAAUUCUA
Porites evermanni is the source of this 453-nucleotide messenger RNA. Lineage: Eukaryota; Metazoa; Cnidaria; Anthozoa; Scleractinia; Poritidae. The record is from the annotation of a GenBank genome assembly.